Molecule: messenger RNA, 9021 nt
Organism: Erinaceus europaeus (western European hedgehog)
Lineage: Eukaryota; Metazoa; Chordata; Mammalia; Eulipotyphla; Erinaceidae
Gene: UNC5D
Product: unc-5 netrin receptor D
Exons: 17
Coding region: 289-3150 (953 amino acids)
Biological process (GO): netrin-activated signaling pathway
Cellular component (GO): membrane
Molecular function (GO): protein binding; netrin receptor activity
Source: RefSeq, a predicted model, not a curated record
AGCUCUGUAGUUCGGUCCCCAGCAGCGGCUGUGAGCCGCGCGGUGGGGACCGCGGGCCACACUCAGGCAGCGGGUUGGCAGCAGCAGUGGCUCCACCGUGAGAGGCAAUGCAGGCGCACGCUUCUUCUGGCUCGGAGCGCUUUACCCAGCUGCUGUAGGAGCGGGUGUGGAUCAGAGUCUGUCGCUCAAGACCGCUCAAGACUCCUUGGUCACGACCCUUGGCUCACUGCACCGCUCGUGGACUCCGGGGCGUGGAAGAGGAAGCGUACCCCGAGCCGGGCGAGGAGCAUGGGGAGAGCGGCCGCUGCAGAAGGAGGCGCUGGAGGGGCGCGCCGGUGGCUCCCGUGGCUGGGGCUCUGCUUCUGGGCGGCUGGGGCUGCGGCUGCUCGAGGAAACGACAAUGGUGAAGUCCUCCCUGAAUCCAUUCCAUCAGCUCCUGGGACACUGCCUCAUUUCAUAGAGGAGCCAGAUGAUGCUUACAUCAUCAAGAGCAACCCUAUUGCACUGAGGUGCAAAGCAAGACCAGCCAUGCAGAUCUUCUUCAAGUGCAAUGGCGAGUGGGUUCAUCAAGAUGAGCAUGUCUCUGAGGAGAGUCUGGAUGAGAGUUCAGGCUUGAAGGUCCGGGAGGUGUUUAUCAAUGUCACCAGGCAGCAGGUGGAGGAUUUCCAUGGACCAGAGGACUAUUGGUGCCAGUGUGUUGCAUGGAGCCACCUGGGGACCUCCAAGAGCAGGAAGGCCUCUGUGCGCAUAGCCUAUUUACGGAAAAACUUUGAACAAGAUCCGCAGGGAAGGGAGGUUCCCAUUGAAGGCAUGAUCGUACUGCAUUGCCGUCCACCAGAGGGAGUCCCAGCUGCAGAGGUAGAAUGGCUGAAAAAUGAGGAGCCCAUUGACUCUGAACAAGAUGAGAACAUUGAUACCAGGGCUGACCACAACCUUAUCAUCAGGCAGGCAAGGCUCUCGGAUUCAGGAAACUAUACCUGCAUGGCAGCUAACAUUGUGGCCAAGAGGAGGAGCUUGUCAGCAACAGUGGUGGUUUAUGUGAAUGGAGGCUGGUCUUCCUGGACAGAGUGGUCAGCCUGCAAUGUUCGCUGUGGUAGAGGAUGGCAGAAACGUUCCCGGACCUGCACCAACCCAGCUCCUCUCAAUGGUGGAGCCUUUUGUGAGGGAAUGUCAGUGCAGAAAAUAACCUGCACUUCUCUUUGUCCCGUGGAUGGGAGCUGGGAAGUGUGGAGUGAAUGGUCUGUCUGCAGUCCAGAGUGUGAACAUUUACGGAUCAGAGAGUGCACAGCACCACCCCCACGAAAUGGGGGCAAAUUCUGUGAAGGUCUAAGCCAGGAGUCUGAAAACUGCACAGAUGGACUCUGCAUUCUAGAUAAAAAACCUCUUCAUGAAAUAAAACCCCAAAGCAUUGAGAAUGCCAGCGACAUUGCUCUGUACUCGGGCUUGGGUGCAGCCAUUGUGGCCGUUGCAGUCCUAGUCAUUGGAGUGACCCUUUAUAGAAGGAGCCAGAGUGACUACGGUGUGGACGUCAUAGACUCUUCUGCAUUGACAGGUGGCUUCCAGACCUUCAACUUCAAAACAGUCCGUCAAGGUAACUCCCUGCUCCUAAAUUCUUCCAUGCAACCGGACCUGACAGUGAGCCGAACAUACAGUGGGCCCAUCUGUCUUCAGGACCCUUUGGACAAAGAACUCAUGACAGAAUCCUCUCUCUUUAAUCCUUUGUCGGAUAUCAAAGUCAAAGUGCAGAGUUCAUUCAUGGUUUCUCUGGGAGUGUCUGAUAGACCUGAGUACCAUGGCAAGAAUCAUUCUGGAACCUUCCCCCAUGGAAACAACCGCAGCUUUACUACAAUGCACCCUAGGAACAAAACACCCUACAUCCAAAAUCUGUCAUCACUCCCCACAAGAACGGAACUGAGAACAACAGGUGUCUUUGGCCAUUUAGGAGGGCGUUUGGUAAUACCAAAUACAGGAGUGAGUUUACUUAUACCACAUGGUGCCAUACCAGAGGAGAAUUCUUGGGAGAUUUAUAUGUCUAUCAACCAAGGCGAACCCAGCCUCCAGUCGGAUGGAUCUGAGGUGAUCCUGAGUCCUGAAGUCACUUGUGGUCCCCCAGACAUGAUUGUCACUACUCCCUUUGCAUUAACCAUUCCCCACUGUGCGGAUGUCAGUUCUGAGCACUGGAAUAUCCAUUUAAAGAAGAGGACACAGCAGGGCAAGUGGGAGGAAGUGAUGUCAGUGGAAGAUGAAUCCACAUCCUGUUACUGCCUUUUGGACCCCUUUGCAUGUCAUGUGCUUCUGGACAGCUUUGGGACAUAUGCCCUCACUGGAGAACCAAUCACAGACUGUGCUGUAAAGCAACUCAAGGUGGCAGUUUUUGGUUGCAUGUCCUGUAACUCUCUAGAUUACAAUUUGAGAGUGUACUGCGUGGAUAAUACCCCUUGGGCAUUUCAGGAAGUGGUUUCAGAUGAAAGACAUCAAGGUGGACAGUUAUUGGAAGAACCAAAGUUGCUGCAUUUCAAAGGGAAUACCUUUAGCCUACAGAUCUCUGUCCUUGAUAUCCCUCCAUUCCUCUGGAGAAUUAAACCAUUCACUGCAUGCCAGGAAGUUCCGUUCUCCCGCGUGUGGUGCAGUAACUGGCAGCCUCUGCACUGUGCCUUCUCCCUAGAGCGCUACACGCCCACUACCACCCAGCUGUCCUGCAAAAUCUGCAUCCGGCAGCUCAAAGGCCAUGAACAGAUCCUCCAAGUGCAAACAUCAAUCCUAGAGAGUGAACGAGAAACCAUCACAUUUUUUGCACAAGAGGAUAGCACUUUCCCUGCACAGACUGGCCCCAAAGCCUUCAAAAUUCCCUAUUCUAUCAGACAGCGGAUUUGCGCAACAUUUGAUACCCCCAAUGCCAAAGGGAAGGACUGGCAGAUGUUAGCGCAGAAAAACAGCAUCAACAGGAAUUUAUCUUACUUUGCUACACAAAGUAGUCCAUCUGCUGUCAUUUUGAACCUGUGGGAAGCUCGUCAUCAGCACGAUGGUGACCUCGACUCCCUGGCCUGUGCCCUUGAAGAGAUUGGGAGGACACACACAAAACUCUCAAGCAUUACAGAAUCCCAGCUGGAUGAAGCUGACUUCAACUACAGCAGACAAAAUGGACUCUAGUCCACUUCUUCUCUUCAGAGAGCAAUGGCCAGCUUCAGGACAUUUGCUUUAAAUGGGAAAGAGGCAGCUUUCUGCCCAGUGGCAUUUGGGGAAUUCAGCCUUCAUUUCCAAUGAGUGAGAAUCCCUGGUUGAAGUAACUAAAUUUUAUAUAGGUAAAAAUAUGUUAAUAAGGAAAAGUACAAGUGCUCUAAAUAUGAGGUCUGUGCUCUUUCCUCUGAAUCCACACUAGGAUCAGCACUUGUUGAACUUCUCAGAUUUGUAGUGGCAAGACAAAAAAAUAUGGGCAUAUCUAGAUAGAAGUGACUGGAAAAAAGAUGGCUAAGAUAAAGCUGGAAAGGCUGAGAUUGAAUAAAUGCAUGUUUUGAAACAGGUUUUUAAUGAUGUACCCCAAAGGGCCAGCUGAUUCUGGUACCAGAUUGUCAGUUUUCUACCAACUGGCAUAAACAAUGAUAGUGAUCAUUGUAUAACUGGCUUUUAGAAGUGAACAGAGUUGCCAACCCAUUUGUAUGACUUCAACAACAUUAAGAAGGGCAUUUAGAGUUUAGAAUCUGAGUAUUAUCAUCACACCAGCACCUACUCCCUAUCUACCUUAGCCACUUAACAGAAAUAAGAUUGAAAUGUAAGAUAGACCACACACUAGUUUUUCUUUAUAUUUUUAAAAUCUUUUUUGAAAGAUUUUAUUUAUUGAGAGAGGGAGAGGAGUUUUACUUCAGAUACAGAGUUGGACAAGCCACAGUACCACUCUGGUAGGUACAUUCAAGUUUGAUGUUCUGCCAGUUGAACUUUUUCCCCAACUGCCACAAACUAGUUUUUUCCAAUGGACCUUCACAUUCUUCCAGAAACAAAUCUAUCUACCCUUCUCCCCCCCCCUUCAGUAGAGGAUUCCAGGAGCAAAAUUAUAAACAAAUUUUUAUAUUGAAAAAUAUAAGUCAACUAAGCAGGACCAUCUCUUUUCCCAGCUACAUCACUCAAAAAUAAAGAGUCAAAAUCAGAUCCAAGGAAGUACAUCAGCUUCUGACAAGCUACAAUUCUAGAAUGCAGGUGUUCAUCCAUUUCCCCAAAACUGUUGGGGGGAUGUAGGCAAGAAAGGGAUAUAAGGGAUUUUGCUAUACUUCUUAAUCCAGGUUCCUAGCUUUUUGGUAUUGUGUUAUCACAAAAUCUCUCCAUAAGCGUAUAGGCCAUUCUCCUUUCACCUGUUGGAAAUUACUGGACAUUCUUUGCUUUGAAUGAUACUGACUAAAUCAACUUAAGGAAUACCUCUACCACAAAGUCCCAGAAAUCACAUGCAUUGUUCAAGGAGCAUUGAAGCUCUGUUGACUCAAGCUCAUGAAGUAUGCUUACUCCACUAGACUAUUCCCAUACUGUUUUAGGUUUUGUUUUUGUUUUACCAGGAAGUAAUGGUACUGUGGAAAAUUUGAAGUCCAGAGAUAUUUUAUCCAUUAACAUUUCAGCUCAUCACUUCUCUUAUUAAGUUAUUUUUGACAAACAGUCCAAGUCUUAAGAUAUACAAAUCUGCUCCUCCUUAUAUUCUAAUGGAUUUUUUUAAACUAGUGAUUUAUAAUCAGAUCAAGUGGAGUAAGGAACCAAGUUCACCAAGAAAUGAAUCUGUUACUUAGAUGUUGGUUUCAUUAGAAUAAAAAUGAAAACAGUCAUGGAAUGGGGAGGUGGGAAAUAUUUGUCAGUGAGACUAUAAUAAUUUUUUGACAAUUUUUAGAUUCCAUGUAAAAAUGUGAAAAUGUUUCACCUAUGUGAAAAAGAAAUAACAGUGAGUUGAAUUUAUUGGUAAAGCAGAGAAGAAUUCCUGAAUGUGUUAGUCAUUUCUCUGUGUGGUGUAUGAGGUUCCUUGUAUUUGAUAGAAGGAUUUUCUAUAUAAAAUUCAAGAGCAUUUUGCUUUCUCAGGAAUCAAAGUCAUCAUAUGCGGAAUAAAAAAAAUCCACUUAGAGCUGUCAAAUAUAUUUUCAAAAUAUCUAGAUCAUGAAAGCACCCUUUUACCAGUGCUCUCCACUUGUUGGUUCUUCUAGGGAGCAUGAAAAUGUAAGUCAUUUGACAUGCCUGACACAGUUUCAGAAAGAGAAAGAUGGUUGAUUUGGGCGGUAUGAAAAGGUAGUAUAUGGUAGCUAUUUAAUAAGAAGUUGUAGAAAAUGCAUGAUACAACUUACGUUAGUAUUUAUCUUGGAGAAAUUUUGUUUUAAACCAACUACCCCCUUUUUUUCUACAUAAAUGACCUUAUAUUUUAUUUAGUCUGUGAACCUACAUGGAUCCUUUAGAAUUUUGAUACUUUUUUAUUUUAAAACAAAUAAAAAUUGAGACAAUUUGUCCACAUAUCCCCUAAGUUUAAAGACGAAAUUAUCAAUUUCAUCCUAUGUGGUUUUUUUAUUUGAACCUGGGUUUUAUGAAUAGUUUCUCAUCACAUUACAUUGAGGAAUAAAGGAUUAAGUACUCAUGAUUUACCCUUGACUUCAUCCAAAAGGUCAAAUUCCUGUUUUAGUUCAUUUUAAUCCCUCUUUACAUUCCUUUCUUAUUUCUGUCUAUAUCUUUCAUAGGAUUUCUACAAAAUGUAUGAAUUCUGUGGCCACUGCAUGUAAGAUUAUGUAGUAUCUUAUAAUAAAAACCCUAAGAGAACCCAUGUUUGAGACUUAGAGACCAAGGUAUACACAGUAUGUGGGCAACAAAGAAGAACAUGAAAUUUUUAGAUCAGAUAGAGAUUUUUCCUGAUCAUUAGUUAACAUCUGAGUGUGUGGUUACUCACGUAACUUAAAGCCUUGUACCACUCAUAAUAUUGAUGUCUUGUAAUACAAAUGCUCCCCUUGAGAGAGAUGUACUAAUCAGUCCAAACAUUUAUUUAAAAUUGUCCUGGUAUAAAAUGAAGCAAGAAAUUAUAAUGGUCUUUAAAGCCUGUUAUACUACUUAAAAUGUUUAGACAAUAUCCCAUUGAAUGCCAGGUCUUUCAAUCCUCAAAGCAUUUCAAUCAAGUAUUAUGCUUUAAACAUGACUUAAAAUUGUGCCACCAAAACUGUGUGCUUCACAGCUUCCCCAAACUGCAGCAUCACAAACUUAAUUUACAGUUUUAAAAACACUGCUUGUGCAGUCUUACUGGUGUACAUAAAAAUCCUUAAAGCAAAAAAAAAAAAAAAAGGAGCUCACUCUGAAUUUAAAUACAAACUUCAUUUACUGAUACAGAAAGUCAUAAAACUCAAAACUCAGGUGUACUCCCAUAAACACUGUAUUGAUUUUUUUUUAAGAUCUGAACAGAAACUUGACGUUCUCUUUAAAGAGAAAUUUUUUUCUUUUGCUAUCAUUAUCUUCAACUAAAGGUGUUAUCCUUGUGAUCUUUUCAGUUGGCUUUUCAAGGUGAUAAGAGGUCAAAUUCCUAAAAUAGGGUUCUUUUUGGGUUCAGAGUUCUAGAUUUUAUCCAUUUUUUCUUGUCAGAAAUAUCAGAGUUGAUAAGCAGAGGUAGAAUAUCAAAGUUGUGUAAUUGGUUCUAAAUAGUACUUCCCACUUGCCAAAACUCUUGCCAAAUUCUACCUGUGAAUUUCAAAGUAUUAUGUUUUGAUGUUCUUUUAUUUACCUGUUUAUUAUUUUAUUUAAAAUUCUUAAACCUUCUGUAAAGGUGUUGAAUAAUCAUAUAUCAGAUAUGUUGAAGGUGAAGUUUGUUCAGAGGUCUUUGUUCUAGAUCUGUGAAGGUCGCAGGAACCUUACAGGAGCUGAGAUACAUGCUUCUCAGGCCCAGUAUAGGACCCAUUUUCAUUAUUUUCCCUCAUGAAAUGUCACAAGAGUUUUGAAUCAAUAUUAACUCCCAUUGAGUGGACUACAGGUGACAGCUACAUAAAAUGGGAGAGCAAAAUGUGACAAAAUUUUAAUAGCCCUCUCGUGUUAGUUGCCAUAGCACUGUAUUUGAAAAUCUGAUGCUUUAGCCAAAAGCUGAAUGGUCACCAUUUCCGCAGUUUUCACUGUUUGUCUGCAUAGAAUUUUCCUGAACUACAAACAAAAAUGUAUUUUGUCCACUGUCACAAAGUGAAAAUGUUACUAAUCUUAGAUGUGUUGCAUAUUUUGUGUUUUUACUUUCCAGACUCUUUCAAAAGCUACAGUUAUAAAGCUGUUUGGCUGUAUUGACAGCAUGUGGUGUUUUUCGCAAAAGCAAUUCUAGGAGAGCCAGUGUCUACCAUGGACUCCUCACAUCCCCUCUUCAGGGUCAUCAGCAAGACUGAAAUGGCAGUUUGUAUGGUGUAUGCUUUCCAGAGAUAAAAGGGGAUGGAAAUCAGACCUGGCUGUUAGUCACUAGUGUGUAGUGCUGUGAUCUGAAGUAGGAAUUUUUAACUCACAUAGAAUAAUUGUGGUUUUUGAAGCAGCUACUUUGCUUUUUUUUCCUUUUGCUGUGAAGAUCAUGGAUUUGGAAUGUCCUCAUGAGGUGGGGCUAAGACCCAUUCACCUUCAUGUCUUGGAACCUACCCUUCAUCUGAACCCAAAGAUUAAAGAAAGGCAGUAAGCUUCAUGUUUAGGCCUAAGAUUAAAGAUUUCCUCACCCCCUAGGAUUGAGUUCAAUGUGGAACAUUAUUUUUAUUUUCCAAAAAUGUUACAGCCUUGAAUUAUAAAAUCUAUCACUUAAUUUGGUCAUGUAAUUCUUUGUAUGAAAGGAUAUGUGUGUUAAAUACUUUAAAAAAGGCAUGACUUAACAAUGAAAGUGUUUCUUUCCUACAAAUUUUGCAACCCCCAAGAAGUAUUUCACAAUUUCAAGCAUUACUUACAUUCAUAAUUCACAAUUGGAAAAUUCUAUAAAUCACUUAAAAUUGAUAUGUUAAGUAGAGAUUUAACUUGUUUUGUGAAAUCAUGAAAGAUGGUAUUUUUGAGGAGGAGUUUGUAAGGAGAAUAUCCUACAUUCUGACCUUGUUAUAGAAACACAGACAUUACAAUCAGAAGUAGAUCUAAUAAUUCUAACAUCUCUCCUUCAAUGAGCUCAGAUGGUGCUGAAGGCAGAAAUAUCCUCUACCAGGACAUUUCAAUCAGAGCCACAUCUGAAAGUAUCUUAAAAAAAAAUCCAUCAGAAACAAUUUCCAAGGCUUUCAAAGGUUAUAUCAGUCACUCCCAAUCAAAACUUCUCCAUAAGAAGGUGGGAAAAACUGAAUUUUCUGUUCAGGAAAAUAAUUUCCUCCUUUCCUAAAUUAGAAUAAUAAAAACUUAGGAAUUCCCAUUAUUUAUGAUUUUAUCUAAUUAGUACAUGAACUUCAGGAAGUCUUGACCUAGAGGUAUUGCAAGUAUUAGCAAUUAGAGGAAAACUGGCAUAUUCUUCUGACCCACACAGAAAAUAUGAGUAAUUAUUUAACUUCAUUUCUGUAUGGAAGGAUUUUUAAAAUUUUGUUUUGUUCUGUUUAUUUUGGGAAUUGUGUGUGGGGGGUAUUCUUUCAAAUGAUUCAUAUCUCAAACCCAUACCACUCUUAACUUUUAUUUGAUGUGUUCAAAGCCAGAAAAAAAAAAAAAAGAAAAACAGAAUACUUAAUUUGACAUGAAGCUGAAGGAGUGAACAAGCCAGAGCUGAGAAUUUGAAUAAAGCAUGGCCUUGGCUUCAUACCACACUUUUUGUGCCUUGUAUUAUCAAUGUAAAUUCUGAAUGUUGUACAGUAAAUACUUGGAUGGACUUCUUAGAAAUGGCUGCACUGGCUUCUUUUUCAGCACAUGUACAUAUCUAUAAAUAUAUAUACAUAUAUAUUUGGUAAUGUCAAACAGCUGUGUUAUAUUGUAUUGAACAAAAUGGAUGGUUUGGAUGUUUUAUGUAGAGUUUGCAAAAAACUGAUGGUUACAGACUUUUCGAGACAAAUGUACAGAAGUAAAUUACUGCCUAUCAGUUAUUUAUGAAUAAAGAGUCUUUUAUUGACA